This is a messenger RNA of Entamoeba invadens IP1, 585 nucleotides long. Its product is annotated as yeats domain, putative. The record is from RefSeq and is a predicted model, not a curated record. Gene Ontology annotation, biological process: regulation of DNA-templated transcription. The transcript has a single exon. Lineage: Eukaryota; Evosea; Mastigamoebida; Endamoebidae. The coding region runs from base 1 to 585 and encodes 194 amino acids.
AUGAGUAUGAAAAUCACAAAACGAAUAUUGUAUGGGAACGAAGCGACUCCAUUAAAAAAGAUGAUAGGACCGAAUUCCCAUAAUUGGACACUAUUUGUACGAGCAUUUGAAGAAGACGAUUUAGAUGUCUAUAACAUGAUCGAGACAGUGAUAUUCCACCUUCAUGAAUCCUUUCCCAAUUCACAUCGUCGAGUUGUAAGUCCGCCAUAUACAGUGACAGAGAAUGGGUGGGGUGAGUUUGAAGCGUUAAUAGAAAUCGUAUUUAAACAGAAUUUAGGAUCAAUCACACUGAAACAUUUCAUCGUUUUAUUCAAUCAAGACAAAGUGAAGAAAAGUGUUGUUUCACACGUCUGCUUCGAUCAAAUUAUUAUCGUCAACCCUCCAGAGGAGUUUGUAAAAUUGACAUUGGCUCCAAUAGCACCAGAGUGGAAGGCAACUCUCAAAAGUACGUCCGGAUUCCAAGACGAAAAAGAUGCACUCAAGAAAGUGCAAAGUAAAUUGCAAACAGAACUGCAAAAUCUCGAAAAGGAAUAUCACACCCUCCUCAGCUCCGCCUGCAAAAAAACAAAUUUAUUGACUGAAUAA